Molecule: messenger RNA, 3923 nt
Organism: Lontra canadensis (Northern American river otter)
Lineage: Eukaryota; Metazoa; Chordata; Mammalia; Carnivora; Mustelidae
Gene: DPP8
Product: dipeptidyl peptidase 8
Exons: 20
Coding region: 689-3385 (898 amino acids)
Biological process (GO): proteolysis
Molecular function (GO): serine-type peptidase activity; dipeptidyl-peptidase activity
Source: RefSeq, a predicted model, not a curated record
GAUAGCACAUUCUUGGUCUUAGGAAAAAAAUGAUUAAAUGCAAGUUAAUUUCCUUUCCACGAAAAUGGCUUGUUUUAUAGUUCCUUUUGGUUGUUCUCUGAGUCUACUCUGUCUCCAACCAGCUCAAUAUGUAUUAUGUAAAAUAAUACAAAUGUAUUACUAAUGUAAAAGCAGGAACAGGACCAAGCACACAGAAAUAAAUGUUAGUAAUCAAUCAUCUGUCAUUUUUGAGGAUUUGUAAUACCCACCUGAGUAACCUCACAUUUGUGUGCCUUUUAUACUUUGUAAAGUUCUUCCGUAAUUUUCCUUUUAAUGUACAUCUAGAUGUCAGGAUUUACACUAUUGUUAGGAUAUCCUUUUGAGUAAAUUUAGGGUAUACAUUUCUGGGAUUUUAAAAAAAUAUAAUUUUAAUAAUCUAAAGUACAGAUACAAAAUAAUUCAGGCAUUAUAUAUUACACCAAGAAGAAUAUUUCUAUACUAGUGUUAAUAUCUAUUUGGGACUUUAGAUUUACUCUUUUUGGCCUCAUAUGAUCCAUUUCAAUAAUGAUCAACAGCCUUAUAUCUUAUUUCAUUAUCCUGGUGAGCAGGAUUGGAUGGUGAGAAAAGGAAAGACUCCUGUGAGAAGAGAGCAAGAUGAGCAGAGGGAUCUAUGCUUGAAGUUGAGUCACUUGAAAAAAGGUCUCUUUGAAUGUGGAAGAGAUCUGAGCAGAUGAAAAUACAAUCAGGAAAAUGCAACAUGGCAGCAGCGAUGGAAACAGAACAGCUGGGUGUUGAGAUCUUUGAAACUGCAGAUUGUGAGGAGAAUAUUGAAUCACAGGAUCAGCCUAAAUUGGAGCCAUUUUACGUUGAGCGAUAUUCCUGGAGUCAGCUUAAAAAGCUCCUUGCUGAUACCAGAAAAUAUCAUGGCUACAUGAUGGCUAAGGCACCGCAUGAUUUUAUGUUUGUGAAGAGGAAUGAUCCAGAUGGGCCUCAUUCAGACAGGAUAUAUUACCUUGCUAUGUCUGGUGAGAACAGAGAAAAUACACUGUUUUAUUCUGAAAUUCCCAAAACCAUCAACAGAGCAGCAGUCUUAAUGCUCUCUUGGAAGCCUCUUUUGGAUCUUUUUCAGGCAACACUGGACUAUGGAAUGUAUUCUCGAGAAGAAGAACUAUUAAGAGAAAGGAAACGCAUUGGAACUGUUGGAAUUGCUUCCUACGAUUAUCACCAAGGAAGUGGAACAUUUCUGUUUCAAGCUGGUAGUGGAAUUUAUCAUGUAAAAGAUGGAGGGCCACAAGGAUUUACUCAACAACCCUUACGGCCGAAUUUAGUAGAGACUAGUUGUCCCAACAUUCGCAUGGAUCCCAAAUUAUGCCCAGCUGAUCCAGACUGGAUUGCUUUUAUACAUAGCAAUGAUAUUUGGAUAUCCAACAUCGUAACCAGAGAAGAAAGGAGGCUCACCUAUGUGCACAAUGAGCUAGCCAACAUGGAAGAAGAUCCCAGAUCAGCUGGAGUUGCUACCUUUGUUCUUCAAGAAGAAUUUGAUAGAUAUUCUGGCUACUGGUGGUGUCCAGAAGCUGAAACAACUCCCAGUGGCAGCAAAAUUCUAAGAAUUCUAUAUGAAGAAAAUGAUGAAUCUGAGGUGGAAAUUAUUCAUGUUACAUCCCCUAUGUUGGAAACAAGGAGGGCAGAUUCAUUCCGUUAUCCUAAAACAGGCACAGCAAAUCCAAAAGUCACCUUUAAGAUGUCAGAAAUAAUGAUUGAUGCUGAAGGAAGGAUUAUCGAUGUCAUAGAUAAGGAACUAAUUCAACCUUUUGAGAUUCUGUUUGAAGGAGUUGAAUAUAUUGCCAGAGCUGGAUGGACUCCAGAGGGAAAAUAUGCUUGGUCCAUUCUACUAGAUCGCUCCCAAACUCGCCUACAGAUAGUGUUGAUCUCACCUGAAUUAUUUAUCCCAGUAGAAGAUGAUGCCAUGGAAAGACAGAGACUCAUCGAGUCGGUGCCUGACUCUGUGACGCCACUAAUUAUCUAUGAAGAAACCACAGACAUCUGGAUAAAUAUCCAUGACAUCUUUCAUGUUUUUCCCCAAAGUCAUGAAGAUGAAAUUGAAUUUAUUUUUGCCUCUGAAUGCAAAACAGGUUUCCGUCAUUUAUACAAAAUCACAUCCAUUUUAAAGGAGAGCAAAUACAAACGAUCCAGUGGUGGGCUGCCUGCCCCAAGUGAUUUCAAGUGUCCUGUCAAAGAGGAAAUAGCAAUUACCAGUGGUGAAUGGGAAGUUCUUGGCCGGCAUGGAUCUAACAUCCAGGUUGAUGAAGUCAGGAAGCUGGUAUAUUUUGAAGGCACCAAGGACUCUCCUUUGGAACAUCACCUAUACGUGGUCAGUUAUGUAAACCCUGGAGAGGUGACAAGGCUGACUGACCGUGGCUAUUCCCACUCCUGCUGCAUCAGCCAGCAUUGUGACUUCUUUAUAAGUAAGUAUAGUAACCAGAAGAACCCACACUGUGUGUCCCUUUACAAGCUGUCAAGUCCUGAAGAUGACCCAACUUGCAAAACAAAGGAAUUUUGGGCCACCAUUUUGGAUUCAGCAGGUCCUCUUCCUGACUACACCCCUCCAGAGAUUUUCUCUUUUGAAAGUACUACUGGAUUUACAUUGUAUGGGAUGCUGUACAAACCUCAUGAUCUACAGCCUGGAAAGAAAUACCCCACUGUGCUGUUCAUAUAUGGUGGUCCUCAGGUGCAGUUGGUGAAUAAUCGAUUUAAAGGAGUCAAGUAUUUCCGCUUGAAUACCCUAGCCUCUCUGGGUUAUGUGGUUGUAGUGAUAGACAACAGGGGAUCCUGUCACCGAGGGCUUAAAUUUGAAGGCGCCUUUAAAUACAAAAUGGGUCAAAUAGAAAUUGAUGAUCAGGUGGAAGGACUCCAGUAUCUAGCUUCUCAAUAUGAUUUCAUUGACUUAGAUCGUGUGGGCAUCCAUGGCUGGUCCUAUGGAGGAUACCUCUCCCUGAUGGCAUUAAUGCAGAGGUCGGAUAUCUUCAGGGUUGCUAUUGCUGGGGCCCCAGUCACUCUGUGGAUCUUCUAUGACACAGGCUACACAGAACGCUAUAUGGGCCACCCUGACCAGAAUGAGCAGGGCUAUUACUUAGGAUCUGUGGCCAUGCAAGCAGAAAAGUUUCCCUCUGAACCAAAUCGUUUACUACUUUUACAUGGAUUCUUGGAUGAGAAUGUCCAUUUUGCACACACCAGUAUAUUACUGAGUUUUUUAGUGAGGGCUGGAAAGCCAUAUGAUUUACAGAUCUAUCCUCAGGAGAGACACAGCAUAAGAGUCCCUGAAUCUGGAGAACAUUAUGAACUGCAUCUUUUGCACUACCUUCAAGAAAACCUUGGAUCGCGUAUUGCUGCUCUGAAAGUGAUAUAGUUUUGACCUGUGUAGAACUCUGGUAUACACUGGCUAUUUAACCAAAUGAGGAGGUUUAAUUGAUAGAAAACAUGGGAUUGAUCAUCACAUUUUGAUACCUGCCACAUAACAUCUACUUCUGAAAAUACAUUUGUUGCCAUGCAGGCAUCUGCAGCUUGUAGAUAGUAAUCUAAUAACCACACACACACAAAAUUGAAUGACACGUAUUUCUAAAGGACCCAGCAAUACCAUGAGAAUUACUGAAAGAAAUAAGACAUUAGCACCAUGUAUCCAUACUACCUUAUUUUCACUUCUUAAUAGCAUUAUAAAAUUCAUGGAUUUAGUUAGUGUAUUUUUAUGGUAUACUUCUUCUGAGUUUGUUAAAAUAUGAUGUUAUUAGUGAUUGGUUUGGUUCAAUUCCAGAAACUCUGACUAGUUACAGAUUUGAUAGCACUUAAAUAUAAUUGAAUAGCUUAUGCUUCAUUGCUUGAGGUGUAUCCAGCAUGUUAUGAACUAAUCACUAUUAAACCUAUGACUUAACCAGUCAUUAAUGAUUUUC